This is a messenger RNA of Cydia fagiglandana, 9681 nucleotides long. RefSeq lists its product as uncharacterized. The record is from RefSeq and is a predicted model, not a curated record. Gene Ontology annotation, biological process: protein phosphorylation; actin cytoskeleton organization. Gene Ontology annotation, molecular function: ATP binding; protein serine/threonine kinase activity. Gene Ontology annotation, cellular component: nucleus; cytoplasm. Bases 76 to 3519 code for a protein of 1147 amino acids. Lineage: Eukaryota; Metazoa; Arthropoda; Insecta; Lepidoptera; Tortricidae. The transcript is spliced from 24 exons.
UGAAAGUAUUCAUGGGUGCAGGCAAAGUUACUACAAUUUUAAGUUUUUACAAUAAAUGCUUGUUUUUGAAAUGAAAUGGAGGGAUCGAGUACUAAAGAGUCCCUCAACUGUGCCGGGUGCUUGAACAACAUCGGAGAAAAUGACUAUGUGUCCGCACUGGAACAAGAGUGGCAUACAGAUUGCUUCAGGUGCUCAGUAUGCGACUGCAUGCUAUCAACAUGGUACCACGAGAAGGGUGGCCUGCUGUUCUGUCAACAGGACUACUGGGCGCGCUUCGGCGAGCCAUGUCACCACUGUCAAAAGGUGAUGACGGGUCCAGUGAUGGCGGCCGGUACUCGCCACUACCACCCAGAGUGCUUUGCGUGCAACACGUGCGGAGUCCCCAUAGACGACAAGGAGCCCUAUGCUGUGCAGCAAGAACGGUUGUAUUGCUCGCCGUGCUACGCGCGCUCGGAGGGUGCGCGCGCGCUGCGCGUGGUGCGGGCGCCGGCGCCGGCCGCCAAGCUCAAAGACACCGAGACAGACUCGUCUUGCGGCCUGUUGACCCUGCACAUCGGAGACCGCAUACUAGAGAUUAACCCGCCUAAGCCCAAGGACGAGCCAGAUAAAAUACCAGACACUGUUAUACAGCUCACCAUAGAACCCCCAGAAACCCCUAUGUGCAACAUACAGACUGAGACGGAGCCCUCGUUAGAGGGGGACGGCAAGAAGGAGCGGCUGUUCAAGAGGAAGGGAGACGGCGCUAACAAGAGAGUCAUUAAAAGGAGACAGCCGAGCUCGCCGCUGCUGUGCGACAAGGAGAAGAGUAGUAGCAUGUCGAAGCUGCUGGAUGCUGUUGACGGUGAUCCAGAACCGACGGGCGUACUAUGCGACCUAUCAAGGGCUCGGUCCUUUCGGGCGGAGCCGCGGGAUGUGACGCAGCGAGUUUUCCGCGCCUGCGACUUGUUACAGGGCGAGCUUCUAGGCUCAGGGUUUUUCGGUGAGGUGUACAAAGUGACUCACCGCGAGACCGGCGAGGUGAUGGUGCUCAAGCAGCUGUACAGACUAGACGAGGGCGCGCAGAGGAACUUCCUCAAAGAGGUGGCGGUACUGCGUUCUCUGUCGCACCCGAACGUUCUUCGUUUCAUCGGUGUGUUGUACCGCGACAAAAGACUGCACCUGGUGACCGAAUACGUCGCCGGAGGGACUCUAUACAAUCUCAUACAGGACACCAGUGCAGAGUUAUCAUGGUCGGAGCGGGUCCGCCUGGCGCGGGAUGUGGCGGGGGGAGUGGGGUACUUACAUCGCAUGAACGUCAUACAUCGGGACCUCAACUCACACAACUGCCUCGUGCGCGAGGACAAGACGGUGAUCGUGGCGGACUUCGGGCUGGCUCGCAUCGUGCAGCGCACCGCCAGCAGCUCGCUCGAGCGGCAUUCCACUUUAAGAAGGAAACGAUAUACGGUUGUGGGCAAUCCGUACUGGAUGGCGCCGGAGAUGAUGAACGGGAACGUGUACGAUGAGAAAGUGGACGUGUUUUCCUUCGGCAUCAUAUUAUGCGAGAUAAUUGGACGCGUCUCAGCGGACCCAGACUUCCUCCCUCGGCGGCCGGACUUCGGUCUGAACGAGCCUUUAUUUUUAGAGAAGUUCUGCCGCAACUGCCCGCCGCCGCUCUCCCGCGUGGCGCUACUAGCUGCCCAUUUACGCCCCGGACACAGACCCACCUUCGAAGUGAUCGAGAUCUGGCUAGAGACGCUGCUGAUGCACAUGCAGAGCCCCUCGGCGCAGGCGCAGGCGCGGCUGCUCGCCGACGUCGCGCAGUACGCGGCCGGCGGCGCGCCGCGCGGGGAGCUGCAGGAGGUGCUCAAGUCCCCGUCUAAAGUGACCAUCACGUCGACCCCCUCGGCCCCGGGCCGCGCCCUGGGCAAGUGCGUGUCAGCCUCGCACAUUGGCGCGCCGCCGCCGCGGGUGGUCACCGUCACCAACCUCAGCCGCAGCCAUAAUACUCUACACACACCCGGCUACAUACUGCGACAGAGACCUGGCAACAUCGACAUCACCAAGGUGGAUGACAUAUCGGAGUGGCUGGACCCGCGGCCCAGCGACUCCCCGACCAUGCCGGCCUUCCUCCGCAACCAGUCCGUCGAGGGCCUGGAGACCCGGGCCAAGCGCGACGCCCCGCUGCCCUUCUGCCGCCACCACAGCAUCCCGGACCAGUGCCAGGACGACGGGCUGCUCAACGACGACGACUCUGACUCCUCCGACGACGACCUUGAAGAUAUUACUGACUGGCACAGCAUCCCGGACCAGUGCCAGGACGACGGGCCGCUCAACGACGACGACUCUGACUCCUCCGACGACGACCUUGAAGAUAUUACUGACUGGCACAGCAUCCCGGACCAGUGCCAGGACGACGGGCCGCUCAACGACGACGACUCUGACUCCUCCGACGACGACCUUGAAGAUAUUACUGACUGGCACAGUGCCAGGACGACGGGCCGCUCAACGACGACGACUCUGACUCCUCCGACGACGACCUUGAAGAUAUUACUGACUGGCACAGCCAAGCGCGACGCCCCGCUGCCCUUCUGCCGCCACCACAGCAUCCCGGACCAGUGCCGGGAUGACGGGCCGCUCAACGACGACGACUCUGACUCCUCGGACGACGAUCUUGAAGAUAUUACUGACUGGCACAGAAACGUCUCCACCGUCGGCACGUCCUUCAAAAAGCUCGAAAAAAUGGAAGUGGACCAACCCAAGAACCUCCUGUCAGGCAUCGUGAAGAAAGGCGAGAAUCUACUCAAGAAGAACAGCUAUGACGUCACCAACGUCACCCUGAGGAACCCGGACGAGAGGAAGAUACCUGAAGUGGACUGUAGGAGAUUUAAUAUUGACUAUUUGAAUAAAAGUCCGGUUAUGGCUGUCGCGGUGAAAAACAUUCAAAAAGAAGCGAAACCGGUGGAAAAAACUGGAUUUUUCACAAAGAAGUUACUCUCGCCGAAGUUUAGUAGGCUCUUCAAACCGAACACGGCGGAGGUGGUGCGGAAUAAGACAGAGAUGGAUGAUAAAGAGGAAAAGAGUCGAAGCAAGUUCUUUAUACAGCGGCCCGCGUCGCCGAGCAACUUGUAUAGAGGGCAUCGCGUACGACCCGUUGAUGAUACCAAGGACAAAAAGGAGAACCACAUACUGAAAAGCGACCUGAAGUUGGCGAGCCUGGGCAAGCCGAUGACGCCGAUAUUCCGGCGCCACGCGGUCACCGAGCGGCCCGACUUCGCGGACGGCCGGUUCAGCUACCGCGACCGCAAGCCCAGGGACGACAAGUUCAUAGAACUGGGCAGGAACAGGAUCAAAGCCCCCGCCAAGCCCCUCACCCGCUGCUCGCCCACCAACAACGUGCCUCUAGAAGUAGACAAGCCCGAGAGGAAGCGAGAAGGAAUCUCGAGGAGCAACUACGUCAGCCUCGCCAACCUCAAGAUCAACAGCAAGAAGGAAUUCCAGAAGAAGAGAGAAGACAGCUCGCCGGUCGAACGGGUGAUAUAGACGGGGUACCGUAGAUUUACUAUUAUUUGAUUUUCUACCUUAACAAAAUCAUGGUAAAGUCGAUAUUAUUGUGCUUGAAUGAACGUUUGGAUACAUUUCAUUAUACAGGGCUUUUUUUAGCAGUUGCGAAAAGUCGCCAAAAAAAUCUUAGUGAAAUAAAAAUAAUGUUUUUGUUUAUAUUUUUCAAUUUGUAGCCACUUUUUGAAAUCCGAAUAUUCAACGUAUGCUCGGUCACCCUAAAGUACGCGCGCGGAGGCGGAGCAUAGCGUUAUCAAGUAGCACGAGACACCCUUAUCUGUCUAUCUCACUUACCACGUAAUAAACAUAAGUCAAAUUAAAAAGGUGGCUUGACAGUGAUUUGUAAUAUUGACUUUAUUAAUGUGCGUUAAGGUUGAAAAUUGAAUAGAACCGUUUAGUGAAACUCAAACUAAUUUUGAAAUACAGGAACUACACCAGUUGAUAAACUCAUGUUACAAUGAAAAACAAGAAUAAGAUACGACGUUUUAUAAAUAAUGAUAAUGUAUAUGUCGGCGGCCGAUCGGAAGAUCAGGCAGAUCGUAAUGUUCCUGUGUAAUGUUUUGACGAUAGUCACAUUAAACCAAUAUAUAGGUAGGAUAGGUUCGUUAGGUUGCUUCAUAUGCCCGAAGGGCAAACUGCCCAGAAAUAGGAGCCCCGCGUAGCGGCGCUCCGUCGACUCAGAGAAUGAGUCAAAGAUUUUCACGUUUCACGAUAUGCCUAGGAAUUUCACGAUAUGCCUGAUCUUACGAUCGGCCGCCGACAUGUACAUAUGUAUAGAAACAAAGCCAUGACGUGUAUUAAUACGACACUCAAGACAAUUACGAUUUUAGGAUUCCUCGCCUUCGGACCAUUCCCAGAUUCCCAGUAUACUUGCCAAUUCGCGGCGUAUAAUAUUAUAUAUUAUUGUGGUUUGUUCUUCUGCUUAACCGAGAUAGGAACGUUUCUAUUAAAGCUUUUGCGUAUAUCAGGGUGUUUCUGCAAUAACUAUGAUAUCAAGCAUAUAAUGCGUACCAUCAUUCACACAGUGAACUGACCUUACGUCAACCUUAAUGCGACGGCAUAAGGUAUAUUAUUUGCUAGUAAAAUAAUGUUAUUAUAUCAAUAAUGAUAUGAAAUUUUAUAGCCGUAGGAGCACCCAUAAUCAAAUAUAUUAUGUACAUGUUUAUUAUGAAUUGUAGGAAAAUAUACUUUGAACAACUGCACACUAUAACCUCUUAGGGCCCAUCAUAUGAGAGACCAAUAAAUUUGCCUAUUUUUAAUUUGAACCUUGUUGUAUUGUGUAUUGAGACGAAUUUCGUUUGUGUGAGAAAGCAGUGAAAUAAAAAAUAAAUUCUAGGUACUUCGUUUAAAAAAAGGUUCUAAUUAGAAGACAAGCGUACAUUGUAAUGCACAUUGGGCCUUACGUGGUUAAAGCAUUCGUCCUUCUCUAACAUUUAAGUGCGAGAAGGGCGGUUGUUUUAUGUGCUAAUGUCUUUAACUGCGGCUAAGCCGAUUUUCUAGAAUGUAUACGUCAGAUUUUGAUGCAGUUUAUUCGUGAUCGUGAAUAUGUACGUUAUCGUUAGAUGUUUGACACUACGUAAAUGAAUGCGGUCAAUUGUUUGUACGCUUUGUUAGUUAUUAUAAUAUGCGUGCGUGGUUUCGCUUUGGUACCUCGUGCCAGUGACUGGCACGAGCGAAACAUACGAUAUACGGGAUAGACAAAAAAUAACUGCGUUCCCGUUGCCAGGGAGGUUUUGGGAUUAUACUGAGCAACUUUUACCAUAGGAUCAACCCCGAAAUAGCGAUAAAUAUUUGGGUGGUCCAUUUUCAAUGGGAGGGUUAAUUAAUUUUUUCGAUCCCGGGGUUGGUCCCAUUGUAAAAGUUGCUCAGUAUAAUCCCAAAACCUCGCUGGCAACGGGAAUGCAGUUAUUUUUUGGCCACCCUCUAUAAUAUGAGUUUUUGCACUAACUGGUUGAACUAUUAAUUAAAUACAGUGGAAAAUGUGACUAUUGUUCUAAACAUAUAGGUUCAUAAAUCUACAUAUCUGUAUCAACCAACCAACAACAAUAUCAAAAAUUACAAACACGUUAACAGAUAAUGGGGAAACAGGAACUAAAUCCUAAAGAAGUUACUACAGAUGUAGUGCAUAAUUCAUAAUUAAAUUUAUAUUCCGUCACACACUUACAAUUACACACAGUCUCAAUUAUAUUCCAUCGUAUUUUCACGGAAACGUACGAACGUGUCUUGCUAUUUCAGUCAGUCUCGGAACAAAAAGUACUGAGGUUGAUUGAAGUAGCAUGACAAAUACGAACGUUUCCGAGAAAAUACGAUGUAUGCACUACCUACAUCUGUACCUAUUAGGAACGUUUUCAGUGUGUCGAUCUAGUACCUAGUGCGUAAACACAUUUUGGGAGGCGAUUUACGUUGAAAAGGGCUUCGUAGUUAGUUUGUUGUGAGCGGUGCCUUGUUACAAGACUUCCAACUAGCUGGGAUUUAUUUUAUGAGGUACUUGUUACACAUGUCUAAAGGAUUCAAACUUGAUCACACAUAUUUGACUUCCUUCCUGAUAUCAAUGUCUAUGAAUAAAUUCGGGUGAAUACUUAGAGCCACACCGCACUAGCGUCUUCCGUGCGUCGGCGUCUAGUUAACUCUAUGGCUGCUGUUCGACGCAACGUUGGCGCAACUGCGCAGCGACGCCAUUUUCCAUAGCGCUAACUAGACGCCGACGCUCAAAAGACGGUAGUGUGGGGUGGCCUUAAUUCCUUUUUCCUGAAUAUUCUCUAAAUGUAUAUGGCCUAAGGAAUCUGAUACUGAGAUAAUAUUCUGAGCCCAGAUCUAUAGGCAUUCAGAUCGUUAAUGUAUUUGAUCUCCCGGAAUUCGAUUCUGCAACACUGGUCGAAAGACCUACUGUGUUUAUUGUAACUUGUAGCUCUAUAAAAUAGGGCCCAGAUGAGGGCAUUUAUAGCGUUUGCUCGUGGUAUACACACAUUAUACACGAUUUAGGUUUUAUACCAAUGUUCUAUCGUAUUGUAACAUAGUGUUAAAAGAUGUUAUACGCGAUGUAGUUAUUCACCGAUUUUUUUUAAUGUUGGUCGUUUACUUGACCCUUUUUAAGAGAGACGUAGUUACUAUAAUAAAUAUUGACAUUACAAAAAUAAUGGACGCAUUGUGAACGUAAAUAUUAGGUCCACAAAAUUGCGUUACUGUACUUAUAUUGUAUGUAUAUGAUUUUUUUGGAGAUUAUUACAUUUUUCUUGCGUUUUAUAAGUCCUAAAAUAUACAUGACGUAUUAAUCUGUAUUAUUUAUGUAACUAGCGACCCGCCCCGCUUCGCACGGGUUAACAAACUACACCUAAACCUUCGUCAAGAAUCACUCUAUUGAUAGGUGAAAUCCGCAGGAAAAUCUGUUCAGUAGUUUUAGAGUUUAUCGCGAACAUACAGACAGACGCGGCGGGGGACUUUGUUUUAUAAGGUGUAGUGAUUAAUAGCAUUUUAUGGAUGAAAAUCAUUUAUUUACAAACAAUAUAUAUACAGUGGUACAACUAAACGAAAUUAAUAACUAGCUUAGCAUUUUAUUAAUAUUCUUCUGUCCAACUUUUAGAGCAAUAUUAUAUAUUGGCCUUAAUAGCUUUUUAUACUAGAUAUUCAAUAUUAUACAAUUAGGUGCGGACUUGCAAUAAUAUUUGUAUGUGUUUUUAUGUGUUGGCUUUGACAAAUAUUUAUAUAAUGUGCCAUCUUAUAUCAUAUCGAAUGGAUAUAUCUGACAAAUUGAAUCUCAUUACGUAUUCCAAUAGUUACUAAAUAUAUUUAUAAUCUUGCACUUGGAAUCUCAAAAAAGUAGUUCUUUAUUCAAGUUCAUUUAUUUUUACACGUUAUUUUUGAAUUUUACAAUUUCGUGGAAUAGUCAAAUUGUUUAAAUUAAAUUGAAACUUUCCUACACUAGCGUCACUAGCGGCAGUAAUGUACAUGUUAAAUACCUUGGAAAAUCUCGAAAAAUACUCUCGUAGACAUCUCUAUAUAACAUAUAUACCUAUGUUUUUACCUUUAUAUUCUUGUCAUCAAAGGAAUACAACAAGGUAUAAGAAAAUAUUUUUGUAAAACGACACAAAGAUACAUUAUUUGCUGGAACUAUUCAGGCUCUAUUAUGACAUUUGUUUGCAUUGAUCCAUCACUUUUUAAUAAAAUUUUGUAUUUAUCCGUCUGGUUUCAACUGGCAUAUCAAAUAUGGAAAAACAAGUCACUUACACUUUUCUGCGUUGGUCAGCCAACGAGACCCGGUUUAAUAUGUUUGAAAUCAGAGUCUCACGGAAGUUUUGUUAUAAGUAUAAAAUUGGUCCGACUGUACCAUGGUACCUAAACUGUAUGGUACCAUCACCCACACUGUAAACUGAUAAUCGACCAUAUUGCAAAGGCAUAAAGUCCACAGAUGACAAUAGUUCAGAAAACGAAACGUUAUUAUCUCUCUAACACUUCCAUAUCAGUGUGAUAGAGACAGGAUAGCGUUUCGUAUCUUUGCGAAAGGUUGUCAUCUUGGCUAGGCACUCAGUUAAGUGUUCCGGUUAGUACCGUAAUUAGAGCUAGUAUUAGAGUAUGACAAUACAUUAACUAUAUUAAUUUAUUAACAUUAGUAGCCUAAGUUUUAAUGUUUGAAGUCUGAAGAUUAUUUUGAAACAGGGUGCCAUUUUGUAUUUUUCCUAAUAAUGCUUUGAUCGAAAUUUGAAAAUUCCCGAAAAGAGAACUCCCAUUGCAAAUGCCGACAACGCACUUGCUACCCCUGUGGUGUUUCAGGCGUCCAUGGGCGACGUCAAUUGCUUAUCAUGAGGCGAUUCGUUUGCUUCCUAUAUCAUGAAAAUAAUACUCUGUUCGCUUGGUAAAAUCACCUUUGUUUUUAGAGCUCCGUACAAAACUUUGUUCACGGAGCUCUUAUCUAAUGGGAUCACUUCGGUCUUGCAAAUGGGUUAUAUUUUGAGGAUAUUUUUAAUGAAAUUUCCUUUUUAGGGUUCCGUACGCAAAGGGUAAAACGGGACCCUAUUACUAAGACUUCGCUGUCCGUCCGUCCGUCCGUCCGUCUGUCACCAGGCUGUAUCUCACGAACUGUGAUAGCUAGACAGUUGAAAUUUUCGCAGGUGAUGUAUUUCUGUUGCCGCUAUAACAACAAUAAAAUACUAAAAACAGAAUAAAAUAAAGAUUUAAAUGGGGCUCCCAUACAACAAACGUGAUUUUUGACCAAAGUUAAGCAACGUCGGGAGUGGUCAGUACUUGGAUGGGUGACCGUUUUUUUUUUUUGCUUUUUGUUUUUGUUUUUUGUAUUAUGGUACGGAACCCUUCGUGCGCGAGUCCGACUCGCACUUGCCCGGUUUUUUCAAUAAUUUCGAUGAGAGCAUUGUUUAUGUAUAUUAGUGUAGAGUGCUCACGUAUAUUUUAUCUGUGAUACAUUUUGUUUGUAAAAUGUUGCAAUAACGAGUAGGUAUUAUAGGUGUCUAGUUUAUGGCCAUAGUUACUUUAAAGUUGUGGUUACGUUGGCGCUAGCUUUCAUACAAACAAAAAAAAAUUAAUAGAAUUAGACUAAGAAAAGUCUGCAGCGACUUUGAUAGCCCACGCAGUGCUAGUGUUAUUUUAAACGCUUCUAUGAUUUUAUGACGUAUAAAUAACACUUGCGUGGGCUAUUAAAAUCGCUGCAGUCUUUUCUUGGUCUAACUCUAACGCUAAGAGGCGCUAAUGUAGUAUAAAAGUUGUAGCGGCAAUUUUGACAGCUGAAGUAAAUAGCGCAGUACCGUGCCUAGGUUGUCAAGUGAUACAAGUGCCUUUGUGGCCUAUUUGCUGAAUAAAUGUUGAAGUUUGAAGUUUACGUUUGACAAUUAAUUACCAAAAACAUAUGGUUCCAGUGGUCAGCUGGUAUUACGAUUUAAACAUAUUUCACUGUGUUCCGUCUUGAUAAAUAUAAAUAAGCACGUUUUGGUAAUAUUGUGACGGUCUUGCCAAAUAUUUUAGGUCCGGUGUAUAUUUGAUUUCUGUUUGUAUGAAAACUAGGUACUGGUACUAAUUCCUUCCUACGAAUAUUUUAACACAUUAACAGUGUAACAACGACUAUUUCCGUCUCCUGCAUUCCAGAUUUUAUUGUAUUUAGUAUCGUUUAAGUACAAAUCAAUAAAGGAUUAUAUACGA